UCAGCCGAGGCGGUUAAAUAAGCAAAUUUGAGCCACAAGCUGAUAAGGAUGAGUCGCAAAGAAGCCCUUUCGUCUUUUAUUCAACAAAUUCACGCCAGGCCUGUUGUGGUCAAGUUGAAUAGUGGUGUAGAUUACAGAGGUGUUUUGGCUUGUCUCGAUGGCUACAUGAACAUAGCGUUGGAGCAAACCGAGGAAUACGUCAACGGACAACUCAAAAAUAAAUUCGGGGAUGCGUUUAUUAGGGGCAACAAUGUGCUCUACAUAAGUACACAAAAACGUAGAAUCUAAUGUAUUUUUUGUAAUAAAAACGUUUCAAAACUCAAA
Tribolium castaneum (red flour beetle) is the source of this 324-nucleotide messenger RNA. RefSeq lists its product as uncharacterized. Gene Ontology annotation, cellular component: P-body; sno(s)RNA-containing ribonucleoprotein complex; U4/U6 x U5 tri-snRNP complex. NCBI's taxonomy places the organism in Eukaryota, Metazoa, Arthropoda, Insecta, Coleoptera, Tenebrionidae. Gene Ontology annotation, molecular function: RNA binding. The record is from RefSeq and is a predicted model, not a curated record. Gene Ontology annotation, biological process: mRNA splicing, via spliceosome; maturation of SSU-rRNA. Bases 49 to 288 code for a protein of 79 amino acids. The transcript has 2 exons.